UCUGCGUAGUGAGAGGGCCUUUUAGUUUUUCAUUAUCUUCGAAGAGCGUUGUCUCGGCAAAGAAAAUGAACGGGCUGGACGAGGAACAAAUGGGACCACAGACCUUUCUCUAUGGGUGCGAGUUGAAAUCUGGGAAGGAUGUAGUCUUCAACCCAGAAGAAGAUGACUUUGAGCACCAGCUGGACUUAAGGAUGCUGUGUGUGGACCUCAGCACCAAGGAUGAGCUGCACAUCGUGGAGGUGGAAGGACAGGACACGGAGGGUCAGAAGGUUAAGGCUGUGCUGGCUUCACUCAAACCGUCCACCCUGCCAAGUGUGUGUCUUGGUGGAUUCGCAAUCACACCCCCAGCAGUUUUCCGUCUCAAGGCUGGUUCCGGGCCAAUCCACAUCAGUGGCCAGCACCUUGUCAUGAUGGGAGGAGACCAGUCUUUUGAUGAAGAUGAUGAAGAGGAAGAUGAAGAAGAGGUACAAACGUCCAAGAAAAGGCCCGCAUCAGCACCGGCACUUAAAUCUCAGAAAAAGAUGAAGAUGGAUGUUGAUGACGAGGAUGAUGACGAUGAGGAUGAGGAUGAAGAGGAGAGUGAGGCUGAAGAAUCUCCUGUUAAGGCUAAGAAGAUUCCGUCCAAACCUCAAACUCCUGCCCACAAUGGAAAGGGCCCUAAAGGUAACACACCAGCCGGAAAACAGGCAAAGACCCCUGGCGGCAAGGGUGGACAGACUCCUAAAAAUGGACAGACCCCCAAAGCAACACCCAAAACUCCCCUGACCCCCAAACCAAUCCUCACCGUCCCUGAGCUCAAGGCCAAGAUGAUGGCGACUGUGGAGAAGGGAGUGAAGUUGCCUAAACUCCAGCCCAAGUUUGAGAGCUUUGUGAAGAACAGCUACAGAGUCACAGAAACCAAGACCAUAGAGGAACUGUGGAAGUGGAGACAAACUGUGGAAGACAGCAAAUAACUUUUUUUGUUUAACCUUUUUUUGGGGGGAUUACUUUUGCCAUCUCACCCAUUCCCCCCCACCCCCCAAACACUUUCCUACUCUGCCCUCUCCUGACCCUUCCCAUGUCUGAAUCGAUGCCUUGUGCGCUGUUACUCUAAACUGCUGCAGCAUUUAGCCUGUCCAGUGCCCUGCUGUGGCACACAGACUAGUGUGGAGCUAAUAGGACUCAGCCCCAUCAUCCCUGGCCCUUCCAGCAUCCUCACCCUCUCAAAGAGGACGGGAAGGGUGAUACUAUUCCAGCUUUCAUGUGGAUGGACCUGGGAAAACCCACUUGGAACUUUGCAUUUUGUAAAUGAAAUCCUUGCUACGGUGUUGUACGUAGCAUUUUGAAGUCUGGUCAGUUGGUGUCCGAGAACUGUUCCUCUGGCAUUUUGGAAGAUAUAUGUUCCUUUUGAAUUCUUUAAAAGAUGGGUAAAGUGAAAUGACGACCGUUCCAUGUCAUCCGUAAGGUGUUGAGUUUGGGGAUACUUGUCCUUCCCUUCCAGAGGGUAGGCUCCUAAAGGUCUGCGACAUUAACAUUUGGCCAAGCAUUUUAUUCAUUUAACUGUUCAAAGGUUUUAAGUAAUUCUCACAAGUUUAUAUUUUUUGCAGUAAGGGUAGAGUAAAGCAGCUAAUUCACCGGUGACAUGAAUGUCAUUUGAAAGUAACAUAUUCCUAUUUGUAUCAUACCUGCUUUGUGAACUUGUAAUUUCUGAUCUGUUGAAUUGUAAUACAUAAAGUAUAUGAGCAGUUCUCCAUCCACAGAAAUAUUGUGAUCCACAAUAAAAGUUCUGGAGGAGAUUUA
Molecule: messenger RNA, 1779 nt
Organism: Coregonus clupeaformis (lake whitefish)
Lineage: Eukaryota; Metazoa; Chordata; Actinopteri; Salmoniformes; Salmonidae
Product: nucleophosmin
Exons: 11
Coding region: 66-953 (295 amino acids)
Biological process (GO): regulation of centrosome duplication; chromatin remodeling; ribosomal large subunit export from nucleus
Cellular component (GO): ribonucleoprotein complex; nucleoplasm; nucleolus
Molecular function (GO): RNA binding; chromatin binding; histone binding
Source: RefSeq, a predicted model, not a curated record